AUGUCCUCAACUCAAGAAAUCAAUAUCUCCAUAUCCCUAAAGCCGCCUGCUGAUACCACUGCCCCUGCCAACCUAUCCGCUACCUCUUCCCACGCCUUUCCUCUGUCGAUCGCACCGGAUGCGCAAGGCCAUGCGGCAUAUUAUGCUGCCCUACGCGCCGCGUUGGCGGACGCUCGCGCGAAAACCGGCGACGAGUUGACGCAAUGGAGAGAUGUCGUGGGGAAGAGCGAGCUGGGAAAGGAGCCAAAGAAGACUGUGACGGACGAGGAUGAGGGAGACGAAGAGGAAGAAGAGGAGUGA
This is a messenger RNA of Peniophora sp. CBMAI 1063, 300 nucleotides long. NCBI's taxonomy places the organism in Eukaryota, Fungi, Basidiomycota, Agaricomycetes, Russulales, Peniophoraceae. The record is from the annotation of a GenBank genome assembly.